AGGAUCAGCCAUGGCCGCGCAGCAGCACGAGGGAGGACUCCGAAGGGAGCUCGAGGAUCGCUUGCGGGGUUUGGGCAUCGAAGCGCUCAGUGUGGAACACCCCGAAGUGUUCACAGUGGAAGAAAUGAUGCCUUACGUGCAGCAUUUGAAAGGAGCUCACAGCAAAAACCUUUUCCUUAAAGAUAAGAAGAAAAAAGGGUUCUGGUUGGUGACGGUUCUGCACGACAGGCAAGUCAACUUAAACGACUUAGCGAAGAAACUGGGUGUUGGAAGCGGGAAUUUGCGUUUUGCUGAUGAAGCGGCCAUGUUGGAUAAACUGAAAGUUGGUCAGGGGUGCGCGACCCCCUUAGCUCUUUUCUGUGACCAAGGAGAGGUGAAGUUUGUGUUGGAUGCUGCCUUCAUGGAAGGAGGUCAUGACAGGUUGUAUUUUCACCCAAUGACAAAUGCAGCAACAAUGGGAUUGCAUCCAGAAGACUUCCUAACAUUUCUGAAGUCCACAGGACACGAACCUGUAAUUGUACGUUUUGAUGAAAAUGACAAGUAGGUUUAUAGCAUCAUUUUCCUAGGUGGGCCUUGGUAAUUGUGUUACAAAUUCAAGAAAACCUUUCAAUGCUAUUUAUUCAAUAAAGGUAACUAUUACUAA
This is a messenger RNA of Elgaria multicarinata webbii, 643 nucleotides long. Its product is annotated as prolyl-tRNA synthetase associated domain-containing protein 1-like. NCBI's taxonomy places the organism in Eukaryota, Metazoa, Chordata, Lepidosauria, Squamata, Anguidae. The record is from RefSeq and is a predicted model, not a curated record. Gene Ontology annotation, molecular function: aminoacyl-tRNA deacylase activity. The transcript is spliced from 2 exons. The coding region runs from base 11 to 544 and encodes 177 amino acids.